Messenger RNA from Nematocida homosporus, 3015 nucleotides. RefSeq lists its product as uncharacterized. The transcript has a single exon. NCBI's taxonomy places the organism in Eukaryota, Fungi, Microsporidia. The record is from RefSeq and is a predicted model, not a curated record. Bases 1 to 3015 code for a protein of 1004 amino acids. Gene Ontology annotation, molecular function: nucleic acid binding; ATP binding.
AUGGACCGUAUCAUUUCUAUUUUAGCCCGUAGAUUAGCAAUUUCGGUGGAAGAAUCGGAAAUUAUGAUUAAAUCGGCACUUCAUUCGUCGACUCCGGAACAGGAACUGUUUGACCUUUUGGGUGAAGAUGAAGUGGACUCAAUUGCUGUACUAUUAUCUAGUCUUAAACCUAAAUGGAGUCCUCCAACUGGUCAUUGUAUUAUGGCUUUAGAUGCGACAAUUGACCGAAUCAUGGCGCCUAAGCUGCAGAGGAAUACAACUGAUAUGUAUGAUGAGUAUAUUCUGGAGGCUGCGCCUAGUGCUAAAACGGGUGAGUUAGUGGCAGUGACUGCUAUUAGCCCGGCUUAUCGGCGAGUCUUUGCUGAAUAUACGCACUUUAACUUGGUACAGUCGAUGGUCUUUAAUAGUGUAUACGGGGGAGAAGAGAACGUGCUGGUUUCGGCUCCUACUGGGGCUGGUAAGACAGAUAUUGCUGUUCUGGCUAUUGUUAAGCACUUAGAAACAACUCAGGACUCGGUUGAAGAUAAAGUUGUUUAUAUCGCACCAAUGAAGGCUUUGGCGGGUGAGAUAACUAGUAAGUUGCAGAAUCGGCUGGGAGUGGUUGUGCAGGAACAUACGGGUGAUACUGAACUUUCAAAAGAAGAGAUAGCUCGUAGUCGGAUUCUUAUCUGUACUCCGGAAAAGUUCGAUAUUUCAACCCGGAAAGUCUCGUCAUUUCUCUUGAAGAAGGUCUCCUUGAUUAUUUUGGACGAAGUCCAUAUUGUGAAUGAUAGUCGUGGGCCGGUGAUUGAAUCAAUUGUUUGCCGAAUGAAGUUCUUGACGGCACGCCGGCAGAAACGAACACGUUUGAUUGGAAUCUCGGCUACUUUGCCCAAUCCGCAAGAUAUGGCUCAGUUCUUGCAAGUACAGCCGAAACACAUGCAUACGUUUGGCCGGGAGUACCGACCUGUGCCCAUUGUUUACUCAGUGAUUGGAACUAGAAAGGCCGUGGAUGUAAGUACUGGAGACUUUACGAAGCGGCUGGAUACUAAAGAGAAGAUGGUUUGUGUACUCCAGGAAAAGAUAGAACCACUUAUUGCUCAAAACCAGCAAGUGCUUGUCUUUGUGCAUACGCGCGGGGAUACUUUAGCAGUCGCCGAAGAGCUUUGUGCUACUCUGCCGGCGGGAAUUAAUGAACUGCCAAGUGAGGUGCAAUUACCUGAAGCUUUGGCCCAAAUAUACACCCAGGGUCUGUUUGUCCAUCAUGCGGGUUUACCACGGGCAAUUAGGAACUUUGCUGAACAUGAGUACCGCCAGAAGAGGAUUAAAGUACUGGUCAGUACUUCUACUUUGGCCUGGGGAGUUAACUUACCGGCCCGAGCAGUUAUUAUCUUUGGGACUUCUUACUACUCACCUGAAACUGGUACACGCGCCGAUGUAAGUGUUCUGGAUGUACAGCAGAUGUUUGGUCGAGCUGGACGGCCGCAGUAUGAUACACAAGCCGAAGGCAUUCUGAUCACGGAUCAUAAAUCAUUGCAGAAGUACGUGCGCAUGCUUCGAGCUGAAGAUCCAAUUGAAAGUUUGCUUUUGAAAUCCCUACCAGCCCGAAUGUGUGCCGAAAUGUACUUGCGUAAUAUAAAAACCCACCAGGAUGCUGUUACUUGGCUUAAAUCAACCUUCCUUUGGGUGCGCAUGCAAAAAGCCCCGGAGCGAUAUGGUACUAUUUAUACGGAGAGAGAGGCGGCUAUCAAAGACUAUGCAACACUUACUAUUGAUCGGCUUAAGUCCUUAGAUUUACUUACUGACCGUAAUGAAGUGACCGAUUUAGGACGAAUUAUUUCGCACUACUCUAUUUCCAAACCGACUCUUCUGGCAUGGAACACUCUCCUGGAAGAGGGCAACGAUAAAGUUGUUUCUUUCCUGGCUGAAGCCGAAGAGUUCUCUUCCUUCUCCAUUCGAGCUGAAGACAGGGCUGGGCUUGGUUUAAAGCACUCUGAUACUGAAAUUGAUAAGGAGCUUAAAAUCAAAAUUCUCCUGGAUAAACAUAUCCAAAAACGCGAAAUCAGAGGGUAUUCUCUAAAAAUGGACCAAAAACUCAUUCUAGAUAGUGCAGAUCGACUCUUGUCCGGGCUAUCCGAGUACUGCCACUACAAACAAAAGCCCGUACUGUCCUACCACGCUCUCUUUACCAAGAAACAGAUCGAAAUGAAGGGUCGCCGCCAUGAAAUCUUGCCACUGGAAUUAUCCCUCUCCGUUAAACCCAAUGCCAUUAAGAUCCAGCCAACCUUCUCCGGAGUAGUCUACUUGCGCCAUAAUGGUAAAAUCACCAGUAUAACUCAUGCCCAUGCCAAAAAGGAGUAUCUGCUCAACAGUCGUAUGCUUCUCAAAAGUAUUACUCCCAUCGACCGUAAGCUGAUUCUGAACAGUCGGCUGGAAAUAGUGCCUGUCCGACAGUUUUCAGAAUACGAGCUUUGGUUUGUUGAUCAGACUCUGCAUAAGAUUGCCGGGUACACUCUUGCUUUUCUGGCUUACGUACCGGCCGCGCCCUCCACCGGUAUUUCGUUCAAACGUCCCGAUCUUAUCGAAAUACGUACUUUGCCCAAUGUCUCCAAUGAGGAGUUUAAAGAACUUGCUGUUCUGUUACUUUAUGAGGAGAUCAAACGACUGCGUCAACUCAAACAGACCCAAAUCUACAUUAUUGUUCCGUAUGCUGAAGAUGAACAAACAACUGAAAGCACUAUCAACCGACUUUCACAAACCGAAGGAUACUCGCUUGAGCCAAACUCCACUUUCUUCUCCACUAACAACGGUAUUGUAGUUAAUAAGAAGAAAGCGUGCUUCCCUUGGACUGUGUGUAUCUCUGAAGUAAAAUCGCUCAAAGAGAACAUCGCUCGAGAUGCUUUCUAUCUCUUCUGUGGGUUUUCUAAGGCCGGUGUUCUCUAUACCGACAGUGUGCUCAAGCAAAUACCUAAGUCUUCUGCCAUUAUCUACGAAAGAGAGCACGAGUCUUUAUAUAUUCGCCAGCGCUAUCUGUAA